AUCGUUACGUUUACCUAUUUUUUGUGUGCCUCGGCCACUUCGCGUAGCGGUCUCCGUCGUCGACGCAGCUUCACAAUUGUGUGCAUUCGUGUUCCAGCAAAUUUCGGAACGUACGCUGUACCAGUGUCGCAAGCAAUAUUUUAGUUUUUGUCCGUAAACUGCCCAAGCUAAACCAGCCAGCAAAAUGGUGGACAACACGAAGGAUCUCGGCUUCACCAAGGAGGAGGAGCUGCUGCUGCAGGACUUUAGCCGGAACGUGAGCACCAAAUCGAACGUUCUGUUCUAUGGCAGUGCCUUCAUCGUGUCCGCGGUCCCCAUCUGGCUGUUCUGGAGGGUUCACCAAAUGGACCUGCUGCCGUCGGUCGUGUUCUUCGUGAUUGUGACCGGCCUGUGCACGUACCUGCUGGCGAUGGCGUACCGUAACACCAAGUUCACGAUGAAGCACAAGAUUGCCAUCAAGCGGGAGGACGCGGUCUCGCGCGAGAUGACCGCCCAGCUCGCCGACGACAAGAAGAUGAGCCGCAAGGAGCGCGACGAGCGGGUGCUGUGGAAGAAGAUCGACGUCGCCGAGUACGAGGCGACCACCUUCUCUAUCUUCUACAACAACGCCCUCUUCCUGGCCGUGGUCAUCUUUGCCAGCUUCUACCUGCUGCGAUCGUUCACCCCGACCUUCAACUACAUCUUCUCCAUGGUCGGUGCCGGUGGACUGCUGGCCCUGCUGUCGACGGGCAAAUCGACGUAAAUGGUGGGCAAGGGGUGGCAUAGGGUGAUGUGCGAGCGGGGGGGAUUGUAGCCGUCUCUGUGCGACCGUGUGUCCGUACGCAUGGCGCUCACUUCUUAAUCCUACCAUCUUGGUGACUUUUUUGGCAUUAGGAUGUUAGGACAGUGAUUGGAGCACUGCCGGGCGUACGGGAGUUCUCAUCCCGCAAACACACUCACACAGCACAACACAAAAACAACAAACAACAAGACUCACACAAAAUAGUUUAAACUUGCGACUGUGUGCGAUUGUGCCCCGUGGUGGGGGGGUGCAUACUUUUUCGUUUAUUCGUUAUUACGAACUGAGACAUUCAUUCACUGCUGCUAUUUGUACGCCGUACGGCUAUUUCUUCCGGUCGGCUAAUUAAUAAUCAUUCGAUGCAUCGCUCAGUAAAGAUUAAGUUACUACAAUUAA
This is a messenger RNA of Anopheles coluzzii, 1174 nucleotides long. RefSeq names its product translocon-associated protein subunit gamma. Gene Ontology annotation, cellular component: membrane; endoplasmic reticulum. The transcript is spliced from 2 exons. The coding region runs from base 185 to 742 and encodes 185 amino acids. The record is from RefSeq and is a predicted model, not a curated record. Lineage: Eukaryota; Metazoa; Arthropoda; Insecta; Diptera; Culicidae. Gene Ontology annotation, biological process: SRP-dependent cotranslational protein targeting to membrane.